ACAUAUAUCUUAUGAUAUAUAUAUAUGCAUUAUGGAUAAGAUUUUGGAUAAGAUUUACAGAGCCAUACAAAUGUAUGAUACAUUUUUUUUUGCUAGGAGAAGAAUGUAAUGCUACAGUUAAUAGUAAAUGAUGGAACUAAAAAAUUAGAGUAUUACAGAAGCCAUGAAAUCUUUACUUUCAACCUCACCAACCUCCUCUCUUUACUUCCCACCAAACUCUUCUUCUUCUUCUUCACCAUGGAAACCCAAGAACCCAACAAAGCUCUUCCUCCCAAUAAUGGCCUCAAAAAGCCCAAACCAAAACAGGGGAGCUCAAAGAACAGGUUUAGCCAAUCCCAAAGGCUUUUCCAGUACACCGGUGCCAUCUGCGAAAGAAACUCCGGCAACCCAAAAUGUGGAACCGGAGGAGGAAAUCCCACAAGUUGUUUUCAACAGAAUGAUUGUAAGGAUUUUGGUGUCGGUGGGGGUUCCGAUGGCGACCGGUUUGGGUUUGUUGAAGAUUUUUGAAAUAGGGAAGGAGCAGGGGUUUCUGAUUGUACCGGUUUGGGUAGCGUUGUUGACUACAUUUUUGACUUUUGGGGUUUCUUCUUUUGGGAUUGCUUAUGGAGCUUUGUCUACCAGUUGGGAUGCAGAGAGUAAAGGCUCUCUGCUUGGCUUUGAAGAAGCGCAGAAGAAUUGGGUCGAUAUGUGGAGGGAAGAAGAUGAGAGCACUCAAUGAUAUUGUAUUUGAAUCUAUACAAUAAUACAAAUCUUUACAAAAGAAAAUUACAUUAGGUAGUUUUUUUACAUGGAUGUGUGCUAAUGAAAAUGAAUCCCUAAAAGAGCAUUUCAGUGAA
Molecule: messenger RNA, 836 nt
Organism: Cannabis sativa
Lineage: Eukaryota; Viridiplantae; Streptophyta; Magnoliopsida; Rosales; Cannabaceae
Exons: 1
Coding region: 164-718 (184 amino acids)
Source: RefSeq, a predicted model, not a curated record